AUGCGAAGUAAAACAUCAUCCUUGUAUGUUUUAUUUAUAUGUUAUAUAACAUCAAUGAUCACUUCUGUUAGAGCUUCAUGUCCUUCUAAUUUGGUACAACAGUCUUUCAUUCAAUCAGUAAGUUGUACUUUAAAUGAAACAUUGACAAUAACAAGUUCUUUACAAGCACCAACAUUAUACAUGUUAAAUAAUGUUUCAACACUAAAAAUAACAGGUGGGUUGAUAUGUCAAAAUGCUUCGAUUAUAAAUGUCACACAAAGAUCAACACUUUGUACAACAACAGAUAUUACUUUAAAAGAUCAAUCACAUUUCAAUUUGUAUGAUAAUUCGAUUUUAGACACACAAAAUAUUAACCUAUUUAAUGAAUCACAAUUUAUCAUUUCAGACAUAUCUGUUAUUAAAUCAAUUUAUAAUAUCAAUUUAUACAACAAAUCAAUAUUCAUUUUUAAAACUCUUGGAUUUUUUAACAGUUAUUUUACUAUAUCUAUUGGUGACAACUCAAUUUUUAAAAUGGAACACGGUUUUAAAAUAGACAUGUUAGGAGAUAUAAGAUCGAGUAAAAACGGGAUUGUUUUUCUUGAUUCAAUAACAAAUGCCGAAUUUUUUACUUUUUAUGGAAAUUCUACACUGUAUUUAAACCCAAAUGCGUACAUUGAAAGAAUGAUGUUUUUUUAUUUUAGAGACAAUGCAACUUUUAAUAUGGGUAAUUAUUCAAGCAUAAAGCGUGUCGAUUUUUUUCAUUUCAAUGGGAAUUCUACACUCCUUUUAAACUUAAAUGCCACAAUUGAAAAUAUAGAUUUUUUUGAUUUUGGAGACAACACGACUUUUGAAAUGGACAUUUAUUCAAGUUUAAAAUUUGCCGAUUUUUUUGAUUUCAAUGGGAAUUCAACUAUGUUAUUACAUGAGCAUUCUUUUGUCAAUUCAAUUUAUGACAUAGGUUUUGGUGGAAAUAGCACUUGCAUAAUGUUUUCAAAAUCGAGUAUCAAUUUAACAAUGGAUAUUUAUAUUAAUGGUAAUUCAACUUUCACAAUGAAUUCUAGUGAAAUCACUUCAAUUAAAAACAGGUUUUAUUUGAGUAACAAUGCCACUUUUUUGAUGUACAAUGAUGCUGUCAUCAAAAACGUUACACAAAUUGAAAUCAACAAUGGAAAGCACACAUUUGAAAUGAACAAGAAUUCAUUUGUGAAUGCCUCUAGUUUUGAAAUCACAAAUGGCACUUUAGUGUUAAAUGGAAAUGAUGAUAGAAAUAGUGUUAACAGUACAAACUUAUCUUGUAUCAACAAUGGCACGAUAGUUGUGACAAAUACUACAUGGAUUAACAUUUUGAAUAAUUCAAUAUUCAAUUUUUGUAAUAUUAAAGUAACAAAAAGGACAAUCAGGGAUUUACCCAUCUUUUUUACUUAUCAAAUAAACAUGACAAUUUUCAGUUUUCAGAAUUCAUUUGAAGUAGAUUUGGCUUGUUCUAUAAUGCCAAUUAAAACAACGCUUCCACAAGGAACUAAACUUCUUAUAGAUGGUCGCUUAUUAAGACUGGGUUCUUCAAACAAGGUGUUUUGCCAUUUAAUUAAUAAAAAUGGGUUUUAUAGUGAGCCAUACUGUCCUUGUAGUUCUUUCAAUUGUUAUAUUACUCCAUUUAAAAACAUCACUUUUUUUAAUUUAUAUAUUGAUACACCACCAAUAAACUCACAUCAAAAAACCAAUGAACUUGAGGAGGUACUUGACAUUGAAAGUGUUUCAAUCGAAAACAAAAAAGUUUCGUUUUAUAAAACAAACAACUUUGUUCUUGGUGUAAAUUCACAACCAUUAAAAUUGAUUACAAAUAUUUCGUCUUUAACAAAAACGGUUCUUCUUGUUUCGACUCAAUAUUUUGUAUUCAAAAAGGUAGUUUCACAGGCAAUAUACACGACAAACAAUCAUACUAAAUAUUUAAUAAAUCCAGAAUGUGAGGAUGGAUUGCAUUUUAACACUAUAACACAAGAAUGUGAACAAUGUACAGAUUUAAAUUGUCUUGAUUGUUUUUACAACACAAAUGAAUGUUUAAGAUGCCAACAUAAUUACAAUAUUGAUAGAAAUGGUAGAUGUGCAAUAAUACCAAAUUGUUUGUUAAAACGAUCAAAUAGAUGUUUGAAAUGUUCAAAUGGGUAUUUAUUAGUUGUAGGUAGCUGUCAAAAAUCUACAAACUGUUUGAUUCAAACUUUUGAUGAAAAAUGCCAAAUUUGUGAUUUAAACACUUUCAACAUUAACAAUACACAAUGUGUACGUGCAGAUGAUGAUUCAAAAUACACAAAUCAAAAUAAUAUAAUAACUUGUAAAAGUGGUUUUGUUACGAAUUCCACAAAUUGUCAAAAAUGUUCAGAAAUGUAUAAUUCAAGUCUUGUUUGUGAAAAUGGUCAUCCCACAAAAUGUGAAAUAACGUCUGAAAUGAAUUCAAAUAAAAUGUGUGAAAAUAAUAAUUGUUCAAUACCAAAUGAUCAAAACGGAAGGUGUUCGUCCCCAAUUGCAAAAUGCAAUUUCAUUACAAAUUCAAAAUGUUUAGAAUGUGAUAAUAAUUCGAUUCCAAACAAAAUGAAAUGUCACACAAAUGACGAUUUGUUAUGCACAAACCAGAGUUCGGUUUCGUGUUUGAGAUGUGAAGACUUAUAUUUUUACAGUUCGUCAACGAACAAAUGUGAAAAAUGUGAUCCAAAUUGUAUGGCGUGUGUCAUUAGUUCGACUCACUGCAUUACAUGUCCAUUGGGAUAUUAUCUCUCAAAUAAUACAUGCAAUACAAAUGCCAAAUUGGUUGGAAUUUGCACACAACUAUUAUCAUCUGGUGGAUGUGUUAAAUGCAUUGAAGGGUAUUACAGAAAUGGGUUGGAUUGUAAUAAAUGUGAUAUUUCAUGUGCAUCAUGUAACACAAAUUUAAGGUGCUUGACUUGUAAUAUAACGAAUUACAAAACAUCGAGUGGAGAUUGUAAAUCACGAAGUAGUUUAAUAGGAUGCGAUGUGAAUGUUACACAAUAUGGGUGCACACGAUGUAAAAAUGGGUAUUUUCAAGUCAACACAAAUGAAUGCGAUAAAUGUGACAUGACGUGUUUAACGUGUUCUUCAUAUGGAAUUUGUGAAUCGUGCAUAUCAUCGGAAAAUGCAAUGAAAUAUCAAACUCAAAAUGUAUUAAAU
Entamoeba invadens IP1 is the source of this 3159-nucleotide messenger RNA. Its product is annotated as cysteine surface protein, putative. The record is from RefSeq and is a predicted model, not a curated record. The transcript has 2 exons. The annotation marks the transcript as partial. Lineage: Eukaryota; Evosea; Mastigamoebida; Endamoebidae.